Pelmatolapia mariae (spotted tilapia) is the source of this 1086-nucleotide messenger RNA. Its product is annotated as POU domain, class 3, transcription factor 4-like. Gene Ontology annotation, molecular function: RNA polymerase II cis-regulatory region sequence-specific DNA binding; DNA-binding transcription factor activity, RNA polymerase II-specific. Gene Ontology annotation, biological process: regulation of transcription by RNA polymerase II; brain development. Bases 1 to 1086 code for a protein of 361 amino acids. The record is from RefSeq and is a predicted model, not a curated record. Gene Ontology annotation, cellular component: nucleus. NCBI's taxonomy places the organism in Eukaryota, Metazoa, Chordata, Actinopteri, Cichliformes, Cichlidae. The transcript has a single exon.
AUGGCUACAGCUGCCUCGAGCCCCUACACCCUGCUCAGUUCCAGUCCCAUGAUCCACCCGGAGAGCCAGGCCAUGCAGCCUGCUAGCCCCUACAGAGGACAUCAGAAACUGCUCCAGAGUGACUACCUGCAAAGCGUCCAGAACGGGCACUCCCUCGGGCACCAGUGGGCAAGCAACCUGUCGGAGGGGAGCCCCUGGUCGGCCUCCAUGGAGCAACAGGACGUGAAACCGGGCCGAGAGGACCUCCAGCUCGGCAUCAUCCAUCACCGCUCUCCGCACGUAGCGCAUCACUCUCCUCAUCAAAACAACCAUGGCAACCACCCGGGAGCCUGGGGGACUCCGGUGUCCCACAACUCCUCGAUCACCAGCGGGCAGCAGAUCAACAUCUACUCCCAGACGGGCUUCACUGUCAACGGCAUGCUGGACCACGGGGGGCUCACACCUCCACCCAACCCGCAGGGCCAAGGCAUGCACCCGGGCCUCAGGGACACACUUAGCCCCGAGCACAGCGACCUCGGCGGACACCACUGCCACGACCACUCCGACGAGGAGACGCCGACUUCGGACGAGCUGGAGCACUUUGCCAAGCAGUUCAAACAGAGGAGAAUCAAACUGGGCUUUACGCAGGCGGACGUGGGUUUGGCUCUGGGCACGCUGUACGGUAACGUCUUUUCCCAAACUACUAUCUGCAGGUUCGAGGCUUUGCAGCUGAGCUUUAAAAACAUGUGCAAACUAAAGCCGCUGCUGAACAAGUGGCUGGAGGAGGCGGACUCGUCCACGGGCAGCUCCAGCAGUAUAGACAAGAUAGCAGCUCAGGGGAGAAAGAGGAAGAAGAGGACGUCCAUCGAAGUGAGCGUGAAGGGAGUUCUCGAGACGCACUUUCUCAAGUGUCCCAAGCCUUCCGCGCAGGAGAUCUCGUCGCUGGCGGACUCGCUUCAGCUGGAGAAGGAGGUGGUGCGCGUGUGGUUCUGCAACCGGAGGCAGAAGGAGAAGCGCAUGACGCCGCCCGGAGAGCAGCCGCCCCACGAGGGACCCUAUUCUCACAGCGGGAGCGCGGGAGACGCCUCCUCGUGCCAUGAUCUCUGA